GGUCAUUCUUUACUGGACGCGAAGACUGUGUACUUAAACAUGAAAUCUUUAUCAGUUCUGUGUCUGCUGGGUUUCGUGGCGGUGGCUUUCGCUCGCCCAGAACAUUAUACGGAUAAAUAUGAUAGCGUUGACUUAGACGAGAUUCUCAGUAACAGAAGACUGUUGAUUCCAUACGUGAACUGUAUCUUAGAGACUGGCAAAUGCUCACCCGACGGAAAGGAACUAAAGUCUCACAUAAAGGAUGCCCUUGAGAACUAUUGUGCGAAGUGUACUGACGUACAGAAGAAUGGCACCCGAAAAGUGAUUGGGCACCUGAUCAACAAUGAGAAUGAGUACUGGGAGAAACUGGUGAACAAAUACGACCCCGACAGGAAAUACGUGACCAAGUACGAGGCGGAAUUGAGAACCGUAAAAGCUUGAUUACGAUGGCUUAUGAACACAUGGUUGUGAUUAGUAUUAAAAGGAUUGUAAUUGGUG
Diatraea saccharalis (sugarcane borer) is the source of this 477-nucleotide messenger RNA. Lineage: Eukaryota; Metazoa; Arthropoda; Insecta; Lepidoptera; Crambidae. The record is from the annotation of a GenBank genome assembly.